Sinocyclocheilus rhinocerous is the source of this 477-nucleotide messenger RNA. RefSeq names its product CMRF35-like molecule 1. The record is from RefSeq and is a predicted model, not a curated record. Gene Ontology annotation, molecular function: transmembrane signaling receptor activity. NCBI's taxonomy places the organism in Eukaryota, Metazoa, Chordata, Actinopteri, Cypriniformes, Cyprinidae. Gene Ontology annotation, cellular component: plasma membrane. The transcript is spliced from 2 exons. The annotation marks the transcript as partial.
AAUUCAUCCAGAAAGAUUCGUGAAGGAGAUUCAGUCGAGAUCAAAUGCCCUUAUGAUGAAAACCACACAAAAGAAAUAAAGCUUCUGUGCAAAGGAAAGUGUUUCACUCGAGAUGCUCAAAAUAUCAUUUGGUCAGAUGAAGAUCAUGUUAAAAACCCAAAGAUUUCAGUAAAGGACGACACUGAACUCAAUCUCUUCACUGUGACCAUAACUGAGCUGAGAGCAGAGGAUGCUGGGAAAUACUGGUGUGCAGUGAAAGAUGCGUUUAACCUUCCCAUUGAGCUCAUGAUCAUCAUGAAGGACGCGGUCACUCAUGAAGCGUCUGUCGGAAGAUCAGCGUCCAUCAGCUGUAAACACAUCAGGAAUCAAGCACAGAGGUUUUUCUGCAGACGAGAUCAGCCGAAUAUCUGCGUCAGAGACGGAGUUCAUGUUUCAUCAAAUAACAGCACAAACAGCAGAUUCUCUCUGACUGAAUAA